AUGUCGACGGAGAUGGUUAAAGAUGGCGUACAAAAAGAGAGACAGAUUUCAAUAGAUCCGAUUUCUAUGAAAGAAAUUAUUGAAUAUCCAAGUUCGGGUUUACCAAAUUCUCAAAUCACCAAAAAACAAGUGCAUUCGAUGCCGAAAAAGAACAAGUUUCUUAGCACAAGUCUCCCGAAUUCGGCUUGUUCAUCACCUCGUGGGGUUCAACCAAAAACAAAAGGCAAGGACCAUGAUCAAGCUCUAGAAAGAGCUUCAACCAAGGGCACUUCUUUAUCCCAUCAACACUCUUUAGCUCUUUCUCGUCUUGUUUGGCUUCAAGAAAACCACUUACAAAGAAGCAAGUCUUGUGGUGGAGGGAGACCAUCUGUACAAUACGAUGAGUUUGACCUGACUAACAUCAAAACUAGCACCAUGAGUGCUAGUGCUGAUAGUACGCCCAGAGGUCAAACAACACAAGAUGGUGACUACACAAGAAUCAUAGAGGCAAAUAAACGUAACGAGGAGGAUUUCAAAUGCGGAGCUCUCUGCUUGUUCUUGCCAGGUUUCGGUAAGGGUAAACCGGUCAUGAGAAGUAGAAGAGAGGACCGAGAAGAAACUAGACACGUGAUAUCCCGGAGGGUGUCUCUUGAAAAAUUCGAAUGUGGAUCAUGGAGGUCAUCAGCGUUUUUUAAUGAUGAUGGAGGGAGCGGUUUUUCCUCAAACCUUUACUUUGAUUUGCCUCUAGAGCUGAUACAAACGAGCAAUGACGCUACUUUGCCGGUGAGUUCGGCCUUUUUGUUUGAUAAGGAUGUGAAAGGAGUUCUUAAGACGAAAGGUGGUGGAGAAAGGAAGUCAAAUGAUUCCCGUCGUCACGUACGCUUUUCAACAUCUUCGCCUUCGGCGUCACCAUCUUCGUGCAUCACACCUCGUAUGCGCAAGGCUCGGGAGGACUUCAAUUCAUUUUUAGAAGCUCAGAAUGCAUAA
Messenger RNA from Lactuca virosa, 966 nucleotides. NCBI's taxonomy places the organism in Eukaryota, Viridiplantae, Streptophyta, Magnoliopsida, Asterales, Asteraceae. The record is from the annotation of a GenBank genome assembly.